Molecule: messenger RNA, 615 nt
Organism: Hipposideros armiger (great roundleaf bat)
Lineage: Eukaryota; Metazoa; Chordata; Mammalia; Chiroptera; Hipposideridae
Gene: PPP1R2C
Product: PPP1R2 family member C
Exons: 1
Coding region: 1-615 (204 amino acids)
Biological process (GO): regulation of signal transduction
Molecular function (GO): protein phosphatase inhibitor activity
Source: RefSeq, a predicted model, not a curated record
AUGGCGGCCUACGCCGCCUCACACAAGCCUAUCAAGGGGAUCCUCAAGAAAAAAAGCUCUAUGGCGGCUUCCCCGGCGGCAGAGGCCCCCAAGCAGCAGUCCGGAGGGACUACCGAAGUACAAAGAAAAAAGUCUCAAAGGUGGGACGAAUCAAACAUCCUGGCGACAUGCCGCCCUUCAUACAGAGAGUAUGAUUUAAUGAAGAUAAAUGAGCCCAGCACUUCCCACCUCAGUAUGCAAGAUGGCAGAGAAGAUACAGCGUAUGAUUUGGAAACAAAAGACCCGACCAGAGCCACGACCUUAGACAUCUUAGCUGAGAAGUUUGCAGCCAUUGAUACCUCUGAGCCGAAGAACUUGAAGAUGACAGAGCCAGAGAGCGACGGGCCUCACACCAGCAAAACCUUCCUCGACAAACAAGAAAAACAGCGGCAGUUUGAAUUGAGAAGGAAGCUGCACUGCAACGAAGGACUGAAUAUCAAAUUAGCUAGAGAGUUAAUUGCAAGAGACUUCCAAUGUGAAGAAAUGGAGGAUGGAAACGAACAAUGUCCAUGUAUUACUAACGAAGAGAAGACUCCUGCAGAACCAGGUCCUGCAAGUGAUGAACUGCAAACCUAG